This is a messenger RNA of Neofelis nebulosa (Clouded leopard), 3034 nucleotides long. It is a transcript of the gene CHD1L, whose product is annotated as chromodomain helicase DNA binding protein 1 like. The record is from RefSeq and is a predicted model, not a curated record. Bases 34 to 2760 code for a protein of 908 amino acids. Lineage: Eukaryota; Metazoa; Chordata; Mammalia; Carnivora; Felidae. The transcript has 24 exons. Gene Ontology annotation, cellular component: nucleus. Gene Ontology annotation, molecular function: ATP binding; DNA helicase activity; ATP-dependent chromatin remodeler activity. Gene Ontology annotation, biological process: chromatin remodeling; DNA repair.
UGUGCGGGCGCGGGGCGGACCCUCUUGGGCUGGAUGGAGCGUGCAGCAGCGGGGACGUGCAGUGGCCACAUGCCCGGGUUCCUACUGGCCCUUCAGACCCGGAGCCGAACUGAGGCGGCGCGGGCUCGGGUGCAGGAGCAGGACCUCAGGCAGUGGGGCCUGACAGGGAUUCGUCUACGUCCUUAUCAACUGGAGGGGGUCAACUGGCUAGCCCAGUGCUUCCAUUGUCAGAAUGGCUGCAUCCUGGGAGAUGAGAUGGGCCUGGGUAAGACCUGCCAGACUAUUGCUCUCUUCAUUUACUUGGCAGGAAGAUUAAAUGACGAAGGACCAUUUCUGAUUCUUUGCCCCUUGUCUGUUUUGAGCAACUGGACAGAAGAGAUGGAGAGAUUUGCUCCAGGGCUUUCCUGUGUAACAUACGCAGGUGACAAGGAGGAGAGAGCCCACCUACAGCAAGACCUGAAACAAGAGUCACGUUUUCAUGUGCUGCUAACUACCUAUGAGAUUUGCUUGAAAGACUCAUCAUUUCUAAAAUCCUUCCCUUGGAGUGUUCUUGUUGUGGAUGAAGCUCACAGGUUGAAAAACCAAAGCUCCUUGCUGCAUAAGACACUUUCAGAGGAAAUAACGUGUACUGAAAUCUGGUUAUCAGUAGUCUUCAGUCUCCUGUUGACCGGAACUCCCAUCCAGAAUAGCCUCCAAGAGCUCUACUCCCUCCUCAGUUUUGUGGAGCCUGAUGUCUUUCCCAAGGAGCAGGUGGGAGAUUUUGUUCAGCGUUACCAGGAUAUUGAGAAAGAGUCCGAGUCAGCAAAUGAACUACACAAGCUCUUGCAGCCAUUUCUGCUGAGGCGAGUGAAAGCCGAGGUAGCUACAGAGCUUCCCAAGAAGACAGAGGUGGUGAUAUACCAUGGCCUGUCAGCAUUGCAGAAAAAAUACUACAAGGCCAUUCUGAUGAAAGACCUAGCUGCAUUUGAAAAUGAGACAGCAAAGAAAGUUAAACUUCAGAAUGUCUUGUCCCAGCUUCGGAAGUGUGUGGAUCACCCGUAUUUGUUUGAUGGUGUGGAACCAGAGCCUUUUGAAAUUGGAGACCACCUGAUCGAGGCCAGUGGGAAACUUCAUCUACUGGAUAAGCUCCUGGCAUUCCUGUAUUCCAGGGGCCAUCGAGUUUUACUUUUCUCCCAGAUGACCCAGAUGUUGGAUAUUCUCCAAGACUACAUGGACUACAGAGGGUACAGCUAUGAGCGCGUGGAUGGUUCUGUGAGAGGAGAAGAGAGACACCUGGCCAUUAAGAACUUUGGACAGCAGCCUAUUUUUAUUUUUCUCCUGAGUACCAGGGCAGGUGGAGUGGGCAUGAACUUAACAGCUGCAGAUACUGUUAUUUUUGUUGACAGUGAUUUCAAUCCGCAGAACGACUUACAGGCAGCUGCCAGAGCUCACCGGAUCGGCCAGAACAAGUCUGUUAAAGUUAUUCGGCUGAUCAGCCGAGACACUGUGGAGGAAAUAGUCUGUAGGAAAGCGGCCUCCAAACUCCAGCUCACCAGCACAGUCAUAGAGGGAGGCCAUUUUACUUUGGGGGCCCGGAAAUCUGCAGCCGAUGCUGACCUCCAGUUGAGUGAGAUACUCAAAUUUGGUUUGGAUAAACUGCUGUCAUCUGAGGGGAGCACCGUGGAUGAGAUAGACCUGGAGACGAUCCUGGGAGAAACAAAAAACGGCCAGUGGAUCUCUGACACCUUGCCUACAGCAGAAGAAGGAAUCCGGGAGCAGGAGGAAGGCAAAAACCAUAUGUACUUAUUUGAAGGUAAAGAUUAUUCCAAGGAACCUAGUAAAGAAGACAGAAAAUCUUUUGAGCAACUGGUGAACCUUCAGAAAACCCUUUUGGAGAAAACAACUCAAGAGGGCCGAUUACUCCGAAAUAAAGGCAGUGUUCUCCUCCCAGGCCUUACAGAGGGGUCUGCCAAAAGGAAGCGGAUUCUGAGCCCAGAGGAAGUGGAGGACAGAAGGAAGAAGAGACAAGAGGCAGCAGCCAAGAGAAAGAGACUAGUGGAAGAGAAGAAGAGGAAAAAGGAAGAAGCAGAACAUGAAAAAAAGAUGGCCUGGUGGGAGUCCAGCAAUUACCAGUCCUUCUGCCUGCCUUCUGAGGACAGUGAACCGGAGGACCUAGAAGGCAGGGAAGAUGAGGAGAGCUCUGCCCAGCUGGAUUAUGAAGAUCCAGAGUCAACGGCCAUCAAGUAUGUUAGCGGUGAUGUCACCCACCCGCAGGCUGGGGCGGAGGAUGCGGUCAUCGUUCACUGCGUCGAUGACUCUGGCCGCUGGGGCAGAGGUGGUUUAUUCACGGCUUUGGAAACACGAUCCGCCGAGCCAAGAAAAAUAUACGAGCUGGCUGGGAAAAUGAAAGACUUGAAUUUGGGAGGUGUCCUUUUAUUUCCUAUUGAUGAUAAAGAGUCAAGAAACAAAGGCCAAGAUUUGUUGGCCUUGAUUGUGGCUCAGCACCGUGAUCGCUCCAAUAUCCUGUCUGGCAUUAAGAUGGCAGCCCUGGAAGAGGGCCUGAAGAAGAUCUAUUUAGCAGCAAAGAAAAAGAAAGCAAGUGUUCAUCUUCCACGCAUUGGACAUGCCACAAAAGAUUUUAACUGGUAUGGUACCGAGCGACUUAUUCGGAAACACUUGGCCGCAAAAGGCAUCCCAACUUACAUAUAUUACUUUCCUAGAAGCAAAGCUGCAACUUUUCAUUCACAGUCCUCUUCUUCCUCAGGACAGCCAGUGCCUUAACAGUUGGCCAGCGUCAGGUCCAGCUAUUUAACAAGCAGUUGAGAUCUUUGCCCAGAGCUACUGAUUUAGAGCAUUUCAAAAAAGGAGUCCAGACCUGGUGGGUCUCUGAGAUACUGUGUGUUCUGAUACCUUGUUUUGUUCUCCAGGAUGUUACUCUGAUUUGGUACCUGUAAUACAGGGAGGCAAAACUUAAUCUGGAAAGUUCCCUGGCAGUUUGCCAGGGCUCCAGUGUGCAUAGCUGUUUGCAUAAUAAUAAAUUUUCUAUCUCUAAUUA